UACUUCCACCUAUUGAGUCUCAUCAAUUAUGGGCUAAUUAGUAGAAUUACUUGUAUAUAGACUGAUUAUGUGUGAAACUCAUGUUUUAUAAAGUUUCGCUCUCUGUACAGUUGGUAGUUGUCUUGAGAUCCCUUACUUCAUUACAAAACAUUGGCGCGAAAGUUACUGUUUUGGUUACGCUUGCACUGGUGGCUGAGUGAUCUCCUUGGAUGUUACUAGUAGUGCUAGUUUUACCAAUCUUUGAGAUUCGCGUGACUCCGAAACAGAUUAAUUAAACCACUGACAACAUCCCAGACUCCUUGCAGUUAAGAUGCACAGGAAGAAACGUUCCUCCGUGGAUAAAGAUGAAACUGCUGCAUCAACUGACGCAUCAAAGUUCAAGAAAAGCCGGAUAACAGGGCGUCAGUCCUCCAAGACCAGUGUUCAACACGACAACAACGAGACGGUGUUUAUCCAGUUCCUACAGGCUGCAGGUGUUUCUCUGAGCCAGGGUAGCGCAUCCAAUGAACUGGCUGUGGACCAAGUUGUUUUCCAUAAAAGAUUGCAACAACAGCUGCGCAAGAGUCCGAGAUACCCAGAAAUUGUCAAGGAGUUCAUCACGGGGCUGGAAGCCCACAUCGAAGACCCCGCAAGAUUUAAGAACUGUCUCCUGCCGUGUGUUCCGCGUCAGGCGGACGGAGCAUCAAGCUGCCUCAGCUCGUUCCAGGAGAGUCUCAUCCGUCUGCUGCUGGGAGUGGAGAUGCUUCAGGUAGGACAGCCCUUUGAGGGGGCCCUCUGA
Molecule: messenger RNA, 778 nt
Organism: Hypomesus transpacificus
Lineage: Eukaryota; Metazoa; Chordata; Actinopteri; Osmeriformes; Osmeridae
Gene: fancd2
Product: FA complementation group D2
Exons: 6
Coding region: 311-778 (155 amino acids)
Biological process (GO): mitotic intra-S DNA damage checkpoint signaling; homologous chromosome pairing at meiosis; interstrand cross-link repair
Cellular component (GO): condensed chromosome; nucleus
Molecular function (GO): DNA polymerase binding
Source: RefSeq, a predicted model, not a curated record